Dermatophagoides pteronyssinus (European house dust mite) is the source of this 2575-nucleotide messenger RNA. It is a transcript of the gene Mcm3, whose product is annotated as minichromosome maintenance 3. Gene Ontology annotation, biological process: double-strand break repair via break-induced replication; DNA strand elongation involved in DNA replication; DNA replication. Gene Ontology annotation, cellular component: MCM complex; nucleus. The record is from RefSeq and is a predicted model, not a curated record. Gene Ontology annotation, molecular function: single-stranded DNA binding; single-stranded DNA helicase activity; ATP hydrolysis activity. NCBI's taxonomy places the organism in Eukaryota, Metazoa, Arthropoda, Arachnida, Sarcoptiformes, Pyroglyphidae.
AAAAAUCUGUUGAGUUUAACCAUCCAUCACACUCACUUGAAAAUUAAAGCUUAUUGUUUAAAGUUUUUGAAAUUUUUUGAAAUUUCCUGACGAUAAUUCGGUAUAUUGUUUUUUUCUCUUGGCAAAAAUGGCUUUACUACAUGAUCUUGGUGAUAAUGAUACUGCUGAACAACGUGAAAAACAAUCUCAAUAUUUAGAUUUUCUUGAUGAUGAGAAUGAUCAAGGUUAUUAUGCUGAAGCUGUUAAACAUAUGAUUAAAACACAACAACAACGUUUAAUUGUUAAUGUUAAUGAUUUACGUCGAAAAUUACCAUUACGAACAAAAUGUUUAAUUCGUUCGGCAAUCGAAGAAAUUGUACUGUUUCAAAAUGCACUUCGUGAAUAUAUCAGUCAUCAGGCACCAGAUUUUGCCGAUAAUUUUGAUGAAUUUUUAAUCGGUUUAGAAGGUAGUUUUGGUUCACAUCAUGUUACACCACGUAAUUUAUCAUCAAUAUUUUUGGGAUCUAUUAUUGCUGUUGAAGGUAUUGUAACAAGAUGUUCAUUAGUACGACCGAAAAUUGUUCGUUCAGUUCAUUAUUGUCCGGUAACCAAAAAAAAGCAUGAACGUCGUUAUACAGAUUUAACAUCAUUAUCAGCUUAUCCAUCCAGUUCGGUUUAUCCAACCAAAGAUGAAGAUGGUAAUCUAUUGGAAACUGAAUUUGGUCUUUCUACAUACAAAGAUCAUCAAAUACUUUCGAUACAGGAAAUGCCGGAAAAAGCACCAGCAGGUCAAUUACCUCGAUCUGUUGAUAUUAUUGCCGAUAAUGAUUUAGUUGAUAUUUGUAAACCUGGCGAUCGUGUACUUAUUGUUGGACCUUAUCGAUGUCUGCCCAACAAACAAGGUUAUUAUACAUCGGGAACAUUUCGUACGGUUGUUUUGGCUAACAAUAUUAAUCAAUUGAAUAAAGAAGUUUCAACUGUCGACUUGAUGCCCGAAGAUUUACAACGUUGUCAACGAUUUUCACGACAAAAAAAUGUUUUCGAAGUUUUAGCUCGAUCAUUAGCACCAUCCAUUUAUGGACAUGAUUAUAUUAAAAAAGCAUUACUUUGUAUGUUGCUUGGUGGUUUGGAAAAAAUUCUACCCAAUGGUACACGUCUUCGUGGUGAUAUCAAUAUCUUAUUGAUUGGUGAUCCAUCCGUAUCGAAAUCACAAUUAUUACGUUAUGUAUUGAAUUGUGCACCAAGAGCUGUUGCUACUACUGGUCGUGGAUCAUCGGGUGUUGGUUUAACAGCUGCUGUUACACAUGAUCCAGAAACUGGUGAUCGUCGUUUAGAAGCUGGUGCUAUGGUUUUAGCUGAUCGUGGUGUUGUUUGUAUUGAUGAAUUUGAUAAAAUGUCCGAUAUUGAUCGUACGGCUAUUCAUGAAGUUAUGGAACAAGGCAAAGUAACCAUCACCAAAGCUGGUAUACAGGCACAAUUGAAUGCACGAUGUUCAGUAUUGGCAGCUGCUAAUCCAGUUUAUGGUCGUUAUGAUCAAUAUAAAACACCGAAUGAUAAUAUUGGAAUGCAAGAUUCAUUACUUUCACGUUUUGAUUUAUUAUUCAUAAUGUUGGAUAAAAAUGAUAUUGAAAAUGAUACAGAAAUUUCUGAUCAUGUUGUUCGUGUACAUCGAUUUCGUCCACAUGGUGAACAAGAUGGUGAACCACUUCCUAUUAUUACAAAUGCUGAUUUUCUUUCAACCAAAAUGAAUCAAACAAAAAUGGAUGAUGAAAAUGAAUCUGGACAGGAUAUUUAUGAAAAAUAUGAUCCAUUACUUCAUGGAAAACGUAAACGAAAUGAAAAAUUCGUUACUAUGAGCUUUAUGCGUAAAUAUGUUCAUUUAGCUAAAGCUAUCAAACCACAAUUAAGCCAAGAUGCUAUUGAUAUUAUUGCUGAAGAAUAUUCAAAACUUCGUACUUAUGAUUUAGAACAAAAUGAUCUUUGUCGCACACAACCGAUAACGGCUCGAACAUUAGAAACAUUGAUACGUUUAUCAACUGCUCAUGCAAGAGCUAGACUUUCAAAAUCAAUUGAUGUGGUUGAUGCUAAAGCUGCCGUAGAAAUGGUUCAAUUUUCACAUUUUCAAAAAGUAUUGGAAAAACCUGGAAAACGUAAACGUCGUAUCGAUGAUGAGGAUGAUGAAGAAGAUGAAGAUGAUGAAAUUGAAGAUGAAAUGGAUGAUGAUGAUGAGAAUGAUGUUUAUGCAUUGCGUUUCGAUGAUGAUGAUAAAAAACCAAGAAAAUCACGUCAUAUUGAUCAAGAUGAACCAAUGGAUAUUGGUGAACAAACAACAAAAUUGACAACAAAAAUUGAAGUAUCAAUGACAGCAUCGCCAUUGACCGAAAUGCCCGAUUCACGAUUCAAAGAAUUUCGACAAUUUUUAUAUAAAAUAUUUCGUGAACAUAAAUUAUCAAGUUUAAAUAUGGAUAAAAUUUAUAAAUCCUGUGAAGAAGAAGGUAAAUCAAAAUUUACUCGUGCUGAAAUUGAUUUUGCAUUAGCCAAAAUGAAUGAUUUGAAUCAGAUAUUCAUUUCAAACGAUAUGGUCAUUUUGAUUUAA